Messenger RNA from Salvelinus namaycush (lake trout), 2875 nucleotides. RefSeq names its product prospero homeobox 1a (gene prox1a). Gene Ontology annotation, biological process: regulation of transcription by RNA polymerase II. Lineage: Eukaryota; Metazoa; Chordata; Actinopteri; Salmoniformes; Salmonidae. Gene Ontology annotation, cellular component: nucleus. The record is from RefSeq and is a predicted model, not a curated record. The coding region runs from base 380 to 2839 and encodes 819 amino acids. The transcript is spliced from 5 exons. Gene Ontology annotation, molecular function: DNA-binding transcription factor activity, RNA polymerase II-specific; RNA polymerase II cis-regulatory region sequence-specific DNA binding.
UUCCUUCAGCUGUGUCUUAAAGUGAAUCUUGUUGGUGGAGGAGAGCUCGAGCGUCGAAGCUCUGCAUCGCGUGCGCCUCGGUCAAGCUGCUACGACAUCAACACCAGUCUUUCACCCCUCGAGAGAAGAUGACAGAGAGCGGAGCAAAAUAGCUCUUGUAUAUCUAUUUUUAUAUUCUACGGUCAAGCUCAUCACUCACUUUACUCCUACUCUUCCUUCCCUGAGAAAUUAUAAUAUUCAACGUUUCGCGGCGAAGCUUCCAUAGUCCGUAUUCUUUUUCAGCAGUAAAAAAGGCCUUUCCCUUCAUCUGCGGGUGUCAUUCAGCAGUGGUCCUAGAGGAGUGGCUUUGUGGGAUAUGGCCCAAUAGCAGCAGACCGUGAUGCCGGACCAUGACAGCGACUCCUUCCUGAGCAGACAGACCAAGAGAAGACGAGUGGACAUCGGGGUGAAGAGGACUGUGGGCAGCAACGCCGCCAACGCAGCAGCAGCAGCCACAACCAGCGCCGACAUCGCCCAUGCCAAAGCAGCAAUCUUCGGUGCUAUGAACUCUCUCAACUCCCACCACCAUGGCUCCGAUGCAGACUCCAUGGACUGCUCCAUGGUGCAGCCGCACGGCCACGCCGGCGUCGUCACAGCAACCAAUAGCGAGUCCAAGUCCAACGUGCUCCGGAAGCUCCUGAAGAGAGCCAACUCGUAUGAAGACGCCAUGAUUCCCUUCCCCGGCGCCACUAUCAUCUCCCAGCUCCUCAAGAGCAACAUGGCCAAGAACGGAAGAGGAGAGAGAGGGGAGAGGGGGGAGAGAGGAGAUAGAGAGGAUGGGGGGUUCCCCAGGUCAGGCCUCUCCAGUGGGGGUUCCGAAGCCCCCCAGGAGGACGCCUGCAGUAAUUCGUCCCAGGACAGCCCCCAGGAGUGCCUGUCCCCCUUUGGCCAUCCCCCGGCUCUGGGCGCCUUCGACCUAGAGCGCCUCAACGACGAGCACCUCCGGGCCAAGCGUGCCCGCGUGGAGAACAUCAUCCGGGGCAUGAGCCACUCACCCGGCGUGGUGGUGCCCACACGCCACCUCGGAGAGCGGGACCACGAACUGGAACAAUGUGGACGGGAGAGAGAGCGAGAGAUGGACGGUGACAGGGACAGAGAAAUGGAGAUGGACUGCCCCCCACAGCCGCCCAGCCCCAGGGGAGAGGUGUGCAGCCGGGAGAACAAAAGGAAGCAGCGCCUGCCCCAGCAGCAGCAGCAGAGCUUCACCCAGCUGGUGUGCCAGCGUAAAGAGCAGAAGCAUGAGGAGCGCAGGCAACUAAAGCUGCAGCUGGAGGACAUGCAGAAGCAGCUGCGCCAGCUGCAGGAGAAGUUCUUCCAGAUCUACGACUCCACCGACGACUCAGAGCAUGACCUGGCCCAUGACCUAGGCGACAUGUCUGAGGACAGUGCUGGGAGGUCUGAUGCUGGGGGAGAUGACCGGACAGACCGUUCCGACAAUGAGAUGUCAGACCUGGAUCCGGGACACUUCCUGGACCGAGCAAGGGCGUUGCUCCAGGAGCAGGCCCUGCUGGCUGAGGGGGACAAGCUCAGGAGAGAGGGGCUGGUCUGGGGGAAAGUUCCUGGUCAGGGCCCCUCCUCCUCCAUGCACCAUGCAGAGGGCAAGCUGCUGGCUGAGACGUUGAAACAGGAGCUUAACUCGGCAAUGAACCAGGUGGUGGACACAGUGGUCAAGGUGUUUGCCAAGCCCCCUCGCCCCACACCACCCCAAGUCUUCCCUCCCCUCCCCAUGCCCCCAGAGAGGUUUGGUGUCAACGUCAAGGGCCCCAACUUCCACACAGCCAACCAGCGCCUGCAGUGCUUUGGCGACGUCAUCAUUCCCAAUCCCCUGGACUCGUUCGGCAGCAUACCUGUGCCCGGCGCCAACGACCAGACGGAGGCACUGCCCCUGGUGGUGAGGAAGACGCAGACGGAGCACCAUCACCAAUCCUCAGCCAUGGGCACCCACGGGGGCCAUCACCACCCCUCCAUGCACCCCUCCUCCCUCUCUACCUCCAUGGGCUUCAGCCCCCCUUCUUUCCGCCACCCCUUUCCCCUUCCUCUCAUGGGUUACCCCUUCCAGAGCCCUCUGGGCCCACCCUCCGGGGGUUACCCAGGGAAGGACCGUUCCUCCCCAGACUCCAUGGACCUGUCCAGGGAGACCACCAGCCUGCGGACCAAAAUGUCAUCAGGGCAUCACGUGGGGCACCACCACCGGUCUUUCUCUCCGACCAACCCUGGGAGCACUGCAGAGGGGCUCUCCCUGUCCCUCAUCAAGUCAGAGUGUGGAGACAUGAGCGACAUGAACGACAUCUCACCAUACUCAGGCAGCACCAUUCAGGAGGGUCUUUCCCCCAACCACCUGAAGAAGGCCAAGCUCAUGUUCUUCUACGCCCGUUACCCCAGUUCCAACAUGCUCAAGAUUUUCUUCUCCGACGUCAAGUUUAACCGCUGCAUCACAUCCCAGCUCAUUAAGUGGUUCAGUAACUUCCGGGAGUUCUACUACAUCCAGAUGGAGAAGUUUGCCCGGCAGGCUAUCAACGACGGUGUCACCGGAGUGGAGGAGAUGAGCGUCAGCCGCGACUGUGAGCUCUACCGAGCCCUCAACAUGCACUACAACAAGGCCAAUGACUUUGAGGUUCCAGAGCUGUUCCUGGAGGUGGCUACGAUCACGCUGCGUGAGUUCUUCAACGCCAUUGUGGCGGGCAAAGACGUGGACCCAUCCUGGAAGAAGGCCAUCUACAAGGUGAUCUGCAAGCUGGACAACGAGGUGCCCGAGGUCUUUAAGUCACCCAACUGUCUCCAGGAGCUCUUACACGAGUAACCCAUCAUGACCUACCUUCACCCCCCCCCCCCUCCA